CAUGCCGAAAGAGGAUCCAGAAGCAACAGCUCUCAAAAAAGAAUUGGUUGAUUUAAUUGCUAAAGUUAAGGCAGAGCAAGAAAAAGUAGCAGAUGCUAAAUUAUCAGAAAAAUGUGACAAUAUGGGAGCUGUAUCAAAAAUAAGACUUACGACAAAGAAGACCUUGAAAGGACAUAUAAACAAAGUAAACUCAGUUCACUAUAGCGGUGAUUCUAGGCACUGCGUUACUGGUUCACUGGAUGGAAAACUUAUAAUCUGGGAUACAUGGAGUGGCAACAAGGUACAAGUCAUCCCACUACGGUCUGCUUGGGUCAUGAGCGUUGCAUUUGCGCCUUCGGGAAAUUUUGUGGCUUGUGGUGGUAUGGAUAACAUGUGCACUGUGUAUGAUGUCAAUAAUCGUGACGCUACUGGAGCCGCUAAAAUGGUACGUGAGCUGGCUGGCUACGAAGGGUUUCUUAGUAGCUGUCGAUUUCUUGACGAUACUCAUAUUCUCACUGGAUCUGGUGAUAUGAAAAUAUGCGUUUGGGACCUAGAAGUUGGUAAAAAGAACAUGGAAUUCGACGCACACGCUGGUGAUGUUGUCAGUAUUUCUUUAGCACCAGAUAUGAAAACCUACGUUACUGGAUCGGUGGAUAAGACUUGUAAGCUGUGGGAUAUCAGAGAAGACAAGGCGAAGCAAACGUUCUUCGGACAUGAAGCAGACGUCAACAGCGUCUGUUAUCACAACAGCGGACAGGCGUUUGCAACUGCAUCAGAAGACAAAACUGCGAGGCUGUUCGAUAUACGCAGUGACCAGCAGCUUGGACAUUAUACCCCACCCGGCAACAGCGGUUUCACUAGUUGUGGACUAUCUCUAAGCGGAAGGUACUUGCUAGCUGGUUCGGAUGACAAUGCAGUACAUUCCUGGGAUACACUGAAAGUCAAUCAUACAGGAACACUAAACGCUCAUGAAAAUCGAGUGACUUCGAUCUCAAUUGCCCCGAAUGGCAUCGCUAUGGCCAGCUGCUCGUGGGACCAAAGUGUCAGGGUCUGGGGCUGAAUUCAGCAUCCCAAUUAUAUUUUUAUUUAUUUAUUUCAUUCAAGCAACAUAAUAUUAUUUAUAUAACAAUAUUGGCCCACAUUAUAUAUGCCUUACGGACCAACUAUAUAUCUUACAAGCUGUGCCCGUGAUUUCACCUGCAUUAAAUUUCAAUCAAAAAUAUAGUCUAUAUGUUAUUCUGAUGCAUAAGCUAUAUAACUGUAAAGGUUCAUCCGUUCAGUAGUUUUUGCGUGAAAGAGUAACAAACAACUAUACUUACAAACUUUCACGUUUAUAACAUUAUGAAGAUUCUUAUUAUCAGAACUGAUUUUGAUGAAACUUUACAAUAAUAUAUACAUACAUCUGAAUAACACAUAGGCACAUAAAUUGCAUGCGAGUGAAACAGUGGGUACAGCUAGUAUAUAAUAACAAUAUUGUCUUUGUGGUCACCACACUAACUAUGGCAAUCUGCCACGGUAGCGGCGCUAUAAGUCCCUUCGGCCAGUAGUCUUCCUUUAUUAAGGUGAACAUGUUGGUGGGGACCCGAUUGGUGGGGUUUUUUUUUGUGAAUGCUAAUGAGAUGGUACACCCGCCAUCUCUAAUGCUGUAAUUUACUGGUGGGGUCCCAGUGGCGGAUAAGAGGAUGAGCAUGAGGGCUCAGGUCAGUUAGCCCAUCGUAGUAAAUUU
Molecule: messenger RNA, 1705 nt
Organism: Achroia grisella
Lineage: Eukaryota; Metazoa; Arthropoda; Insecta; Lepidoptera; Pyralidae
Gene: Gbeta76C
Product: guanine nucleotide-binding protein subunit beta-2
Exons: 9
Coding region: 2-1039 (345 amino acids)
Biological process (GO): G protein-coupled receptor signaling pathway
Cellular component (GO): heterotrimeric G-protein complex; cytoplasm
Molecular function (GO): protein binding; signaling receptor complex adaptor activity
Source: RefSeq, a predicted model, not a curated record